Messenger RNA from Megalops cyprinoides (Indo-Pacific tarpon), 1032 nucleotides. RefSeq names its product BCL10 immune signaling adaptor (gene bcl10). Gene Ontology annotation, molecular function: kinase activator activity; protein kinase B binding; transcription coactivator activity. Bases 274 to 1032 code for a protein of 252 amino acids. Gene Ontology annotation, biological process: positive regulation of extrinsic apoptotic signaling pathway; apoptotic process; adaptive immune response. The record is from RefSeq and is a predicted model, not a curated record. Gene Ontology annotation, cellular component: cytosol; CBM complex. The transcript is spliced from 3 exons. Lineage: Eukaryota; Metazoa; Chordata; Actinopteri; Elopiformes; Megalopidae.
CCGCCGGUGGAAGCAGGAAGUAACCUGCUGCACUUCACUUCUCUCCUCACUGAAAUUACGGAGAUAUCAGAGUUUUCAGAGGGCUGGCACACGGAACCUUCCGAUAUGUUAUAAUAAUCGUUUAUCACACAAAAGUAGGACCGAAGACAGGCUGUCGCACCUUGCUAACAGCUAACGCUGAACUUGUGUGAGCGCACGGCCGCGGUUGUUGGCUCGCUGCCUGCAGUGGUGUUGUACAUAAGACCCCGGAAGAAGCGCGUCGGCCGGAUCGCGAUGGACGUCCCGCAGCUGACGGAGGACGAAAUGGCGGAGAUAAAGAAGGAGGUCCUUGAGAGACUGCGGCCGUAUCUCUGUGAUAAAAUCAUUGCGGAUCGGCACUUUGAUUACCUGAGAUCCAGAAAGAUCCUGUCUAGAGAGGACACAGAAGAGAUCAGCUGCAGAUCCACUCACAGGAAGCGUACCGGGAAGCUGCUGGACUACCUGGCUGAGAACCCGCGCGGCCUGGACACCCUCAUCGAGUCCAUCCAGCUCAGCCGAUCCUCCAACUUCAUCAUCACCAAAAUCACCGACGAGGUGCAGAAAGUGAAAAACGAGAGAAUCGAGUCCUUAAAAGCUGGCGCAUCCUGUAGUGGAUACCUGCCAACAAAGUGCAUGGGGGCGACAAACGACCUGUCCAGGACGUUCUCCAAUGAGUCCAACUACACGAAGGCGUGUAACUCCACCCUGCUGUACCACCCGGAGAGCGAGUGGAGCUCCAGCGCAGGGGACAUGCUGAACCUGCCCUGCGUGUCCAGCUCGGAGCGGGACCUGCUGGACAGCGCCAGCGUAGCCCCGUCCUCGGCGUCUGGCCUGCCCAAACCCGGCGACCCCGGGGCCCCUCAGCUGCCGGGGGAGCUGCAGGCUGAGCCCGAGGAGCCCAGCAGCAGCGGCAGCAGCAACCCCAACUUCCAGCCUCUGCGAUCCCGCUCGAUGACCCCCCCACACCGGAGCCUGCAGUCACCCUACUCCCACUGCCCCCCCCACUCCCACUGA